Messenger RNA from Erinaceus europaeus (western European hedgehog), 2219 nucleotides. RefSeq names its product prolyl 3-hydroxylase family member 4 (inactive) (gene P3H4). Gene Ontology annotation, cellular component: endoplasmic reticulum. The transcript has 8 exons. Gene Ontology annotation, biological process: peptidyl-lysine hydroxylation; collagen fibril organization. The record is from RefSeq and is a predicted model, not a curated record. Bases 549 to 1874 code for a protein of 441 amino acids. Gene Ontology annotation, molecular function: collagen binding; protein binding. NCBI's taxonomy places the organism in Eukaryota, Metazoa, Chordata, Mammalia, Eulipotyphla, Erinaceidae.
CCCAGUCUAGCUCUGUGUCCCCUGCCCGGGCCGGCUUGUCGGGGGUCUGAGCUGCUUUGCUCGGCAAGAGCGGGCUUGGGGACGGGGCUCAAAUGGAGGCUGAGGGGCAAACGUCGGGACUGUGCCCGUCGGGAGGCUGGGGGACACUCGGAGCGACGGCUUAGGAGCUGGGGGUGAGCGGUACGCCGCUGGAGGUGCAGAGUUGGGUGCUUGGGGAUGGCAUUUGCCUUCAAUUCUCGAUCUGUAGGUGUAGGGAUGGCUUUCUGGGCUGCCCGUCCCUGCGGGAAGUGUCCCCCCAUCCUCCCCCCUCUUGGUCAGGGGAAGACUCCAAUGGCAAAAGAUGAGGCCAAAGGAGGGGACUCCGGACACCACUGGGGACUCUGAAAGAGUUGGGGCGCCGGGCCCAAGCCACGCCCCUGUACUGCCCGCCCCCCACGCCGCCUGAGGCGGUGCGCUAAGACCCGGAGGGCGCGCCGCCCCCUGCGCUCCACCCCCCGGCUGCCUGCCCGCGGGGCCUGGACGCCUGCUCGGAGCACGACGGCGGGGGCAUGGGGCGGGCGGCCUGGGCGCUGCUGUGGCUGCUGCUGGGCCGCGCCGGGGCGCAGUACGAGAAGUACAGCUUCCGGGGCUUCCCGCCCGAGGACCUGAUGCCCCUGGCCGCGGCCUACGGCCACGCGCUGGAGCAGUACGAGGGCGAGAGCUGGCGCGAGAGCGCGCGCUACCUGGAGGCGGCGCUGCGGCUGCACCGGCUGCUGCGGGACAGCGAGGCCUUCUGCCACGCCAACUGCAGCGGCCCCGUGCCGGCCGGCGCCCCGCCGGGCCUCUCGCCCGGCCCCGACGGCGGCGGCGCCGAGUGGGCGCACGAGCUGCGGCUCUUCGGCCGCGUCCUGGAGCGCGCCGCCUGCCUGCGGCGCUGCAAGCGCACGCUGCCCGCCUUCCAGGUGCCCUACCCGCCGCGCCAGCUGCUGCGCGACUUCCAGAGCCGCCUGCCCUACCAGUACCUGCACUACGCGCACUUCAAGGCUAACCGGCUGGAGAAGGCCGUGGCCGCGGCCUACACCUUCCUGCAGCGGAACCCGAAGCACGAGCUGACCACCAAGUAUCUCAACUAUUACCGCGGGAUGCUGGACGCCGACGAUGAACCGCUCACGGAUUUGGAGGCUCAGCCCUAUGAGGCUGUGUUCCUCCGGGCCGUGAAGCUCUACAACAGUGGCGAUUUCCGCAGCAGCACGGAGGACAUGGAGCGGGCCUUGGCUGAAUACAUGGCCGUCUUUGCCCGCUGUUUGGCCAGCUGUGAGGGUGCCCAUGAGCAGGUGGACUUCAAGGACUUCUACCCAGCCAUAGCAGAUCUCUUUGCAGAAUCCCUGCAGUGCAAGGUAGACUGUGAGACCAACUUGACCCCCAACGUGGGUGGCUACUUUGUGGAGAAGUUUGUGGCUACCAUGUAUCACUACCUGCAGUUUGCUUACUACAAGUUGAAUGAUGUGCGCCAGGCUGCUCGAAGCGCAGCCAGCUACAUGCUCUUCGACCCGCAGGACAGUGUCAUGCAGCAGAACCUGGUGUAUUACCGCUUCCACCGAGCUCGCUGGGGCUUGGAGGAGGAAGACUUCCAGCCCCGGGAGGAGGCCAUGCUCUACCACAACCAGACUUCAGAGCUGCGGGAGCUGCUGGAGUUCGCACACAUGUACCUGCAGUCAGAUGAUGAGAUGGAUCUGGAGGAAGCAGACUCACCCGCAGAGUCUGAGCCACUCCCCUCAGACGCUGAGUUUGAGGGGGAGGGCGACUAUGAGGAGGGAAUCUAUGCCGACUGGUGGCAGGAGCCAGAUGCCAAGGGCGAUGAGGCCGAGGCCGAGCCGGAACCUGAACUAGCGUGAGAAGAGGGUUACCCCCGGACUCCUCUCCAGAGCUUGGGGUGCUGGAGCCCAGUGGCAGCACCGUUAGCAGCCUGAGCAGCAGCAAGAAAUAUUUAUUAAAUAUGAGAUGGACAUAGCUGACCAGGCCUUCCUGGGUCCCUGGAGCGCUGCAGAUGAUGGUACGGCCCAGCCUCCCCUCCUAGUGCUCUCUCUAGGAGGAGAAGGCUCCAGCUGCUCUUUGGAGUGUCAACUCAAAUUACUGAGACAGCCGUUGGGGCAGUGGCUUUGCAAAGAGCUAGAGACCAGGAGUACACCGUUCCUCUGCACGGCCGUGUGGGUGCUCAAUAAACGUUUCUUGUCAAAUGA